This is a messenger RNA of Lactuca sativa (garden lettuce), 1671 nucleotides long. Its product is annotated as RING/U-box superfamily protein. Gene Ontology annotation, biological process: protein ubiquitination. Gene Ontology annotation, molecular function: transferase activity. The record is from RefSeq and is a predicted model, not a curated record. NCBI's taxonomy places the organism in Eukaryota, Viridiplantae, Streptophyta, Magnoliopsida, Asterales, Asteraceae.
CGUGUCAUUUUACUAGUAAAACCUCAAGAGGUAAUGCAGUGGGUCAACCAUAACACACACACACACAAACAAUUAAAUCCCUUCACCAACACCCACAAUUACAAACCCCCUUAAACCGCCACCAUGAUCGUCGUCGUCUCGCCGGCACCAUCACCGGAGGAUAAUCAUCAUCUUCACCUUCAUGUUCUUCAUCAAGCUCCAGCUUCAGCUCCGGCUUCAUGGCUACCGAAUUCAACGUCAAAGCCACCGGUUCGAUUCAGUCCGCCUUUGAUAGCGAUGGUUGUGAUCAUCGCCACAGCGUUUAUCACAAUCACAUACUCCCGAGCCAUUUCCCGACGAUUCCUCCGUCUACGUCGGAGCUGGCGACAGUGGCGAAGGCGGCGACGUCUUCUCCGUUCAUACGUUCCGUCGUCUGUUGGAAACGGCGACAUCGAAUCCCCUGCGUACUCAGGUGAAGAAUCGUAUGAUCCGACUUAUGGUUAUCAGAUGUUUUCGCCAUACGGUUUGGAUGAUGCUGUUAUCAAAACGAUUCCGUUGUCUGUUCACAGUAGGAAAAGCAGUGUUCAUGAAUGUGCGGUUUGUUUAUUGGAAUUCGAAGAUAACGAUUACGUUCGUACUUUACCGGUUUGUUACCACGCUUUUCAUGUGGAAUGUAUCGAUGUUUGGCUGAGAUGUCACGCUAAUUGUCCUCUCUGUCGAGCGAGUGUUUUCCGGCCAGAAUCGCCGUUUAUUCCGGUGAUGUCGGCCAGAAUCCGUCCCAAUUUCGACGACGUGAUUAUCGAGAGCCCGAUUAUAGAGUCGUCGCCGGUACCGGAGCAUGUUAGUCAUCAAGUUGACAGUACUAUUUCAGUAAGCGAGAUCACACAGGAGGCAUCUCCGAUUAGAAUUCCAUCCGAGGAUCGGUUUAUCAGGAGAGACUUCCUUCUCAAACGAUCAUACUCAUUCGGAUUCGAGCGUAAUUUAGGAUCGGAGAGACUCGUAAUCGAACCAGCAACCGCGUCUCCAUGGAGAUACCGCCGAGGCGGAGGAAGUUUCUGGAGCAAACGACCAUCUCCAUUCAGUACAAAAUCCAGAGUAUUCUCCUUCCGAUACUACCGAGGCAUGAAGUCGCCAUUCUUCCGGCGGCGAGGCGGAAGCUUCCUUCCAUUAUCCGAAUCCAGCGUCCGGUACGCCGACAGCGGCGGCGGCGGCGGAAGCUCAUCACGUCGGAGAAAAUCAUUCGCAAGCCCAAUUUUCAUGAGACAAUCAGGGGUAAACUCAGGAAUGUUCUCAUCAAGCCGGUUACGCAGCGGUGAUCCUGAAGCAUUGCUGUCACCGGAGAGAUAUAACCGACGGUGAAGAUGAGAUACACGUCGACAAAUGCACAUGACCCAACACAGAAGGUACGACUAGGAUGAGAUUGCGAUUUGGGAGACACAAAGAUAAAAAAGAAAGAUGUAAUUAAUUGAAAAUGGAGAGAAUUAAAGGCUAAAGCCCAUCGGUAGCUGCUCAUUGGUGGUGCCUGAAAAACCAGUCGAUCAUUAAUGGCGGAGUGGGGGACUGUGGUCAGCAUUUAUGACCCGUUUCACAAACCAACCUUCUUGUCUGUCAACAUUUAAAGAAAACCAAGUAUUUACCCCAUCUCUCUUGUAUUUAUUUAUUGCAUAUAUAUAAAUAUAAAUAUUUAUAGAA